Zychaea mexicana is the source of this 1963-nucleotide messenger RNA. RefSeq lists its product as uncharacterized. Bases 187 to 1605 code for a protein of 472 amino acids. Lineage: Eukaryota; Fungi; Mucoromycota; Mucoromycetes; Mucorales; Lichtheimiaceae. The record is from RefSeq and is a predicted model, not a curated record. The transcript has 4 exons.
AAAAAGCUCAUCCGCACCAAAUACCGUUAUUUAUCAUGGGCUACUCGAUCUGGAUGAACCACACAAUUUUUAUAUAUGCAUUAAAAGCUAUACAAGGGGAUGGGCGGACCUUUUUUUGGUGGAGUUUCGUGACAACCUUUGCUCUCAAACAGCACUGUAUGCACUUUUUUUUGCUCUCUCUUUAAGAUGGCUCCGCAGCAGCAGCGACGCACGAAAAAAGAAUCACCGUAUUUCUCUAAAUCAGCAGCAGCAGAAGAAGAAGCAGCAGCAAAGGCAGAAUCAAGCAACAGCAAAAAACGCAAAAGCACACGCCAACUCGCGAAGCGCAGCAGCAGCAGUAGCAGCAACAAAAAGACAAAAAAGGCCGUUCAUGCUUCAGGCAGCAGCAGCAGUAGUAGCAGUGACAAUGAGGCAUUAACAAAAACAACGAAUAAAAAGGUCACUGCGAGUAGCAAGUCCAACAAAGAUACAGCAAAGUCAAGUAAGAGCACAACACGUCAACCUGCGAAAACAACAACAACGGCAACGCGUGCGCGUACGAAGCAACAACAAAAACCAGAAAACAAUGACGAUGACGGUGAAGAAGAAGAAGAAGAAGAAGAAGAGGCAAGCGAGUUUAGUGACGAUAAUGAUUCGUCUGACGAUGAUUUCCAAUCACCACCUCCUCGGAUCCAAAAACGAGCCCAUGUGAAGCCUAAUUCCAACCAAGUGGACGCGCGAUUGUCACAGUCUGCCAAAAACAAAGGAGAAACCACCAGUAAAAGUAGUCGUACUCAAAAGACGCGACAGACACAAAAAAAAGUAAUCGAUAGUAGUGAGGAAGAAGAAGAAUCACCAGCCUCUUCUUCCUCUACUACUACUACUACCACCACUAAAACAACAACAGCAAUUGAUAUUCCAAGGCCAAAAGGUGCUCCGUUUGCUGAUGCUUUGUCGCCGUGUUUACUCGAGUUCCUUGCAGAACUUAGAGAAGACAAUAACCGUGAUUUUAUGCGGACAAACGAGAAACGAUGGCAUACAAUACGAAAUGACUUUAUGGAUUUCGUCAAGAUGGUGUCAGAACAGUUGAAUGAGAUGGAUCCAACCGUACUGAUUGAAGAACCCAAAAAUGCCAUCUACCGACAACAUCGCGACUUGCGAUUCACAAACGAUCUUCGACCGUACAAGUCCUACAUGAGCGCAUCCUUUUCACGAGGGGGCAAGAAAUCCCCAUUUGCAGGCUACUAUAUUGGCGUAGCGCCGAACGGAGAAACACACGUAGCAGCCGGCAUUUGGCAGCCGUCCCCACCACGCAUAGCACGGAUCCGAGAAGGCAUUGUAGCGAAUGCAGAUCUUAUGCGUGAAGCGCUCAACUUGCCAACCAUCAAAGAAACGUUGGGUCAGAGUGGACUUGCAGUAUUAUCCAAUGAAGACAAGCUCAAGACGGCUCCCAAGAAUUUCCCAAAGGAUCAUCCCGAGAUCGAAUUGCUGCGGUACAAGAGCUUUGUUGUGUCAAAGACAUUUUCGGAUCUGGAGGUCGUGUCGGAAGGGUUCCUGGAUAAGGUGUUGGAUGUGUAUGAAGCACUUGUACCGUUCAUCACUAUUUUGAAUUCUUGGACUGGUUAAAAAUACAACACAACGUUAUAAUCCAUAUCCAGUUUUUUGGGGGCGGGAAGGGCUUUCCGCAGCAGCAGCCAACAACAACUAACAGAGCGGUCUCUGAAAUGACAGGUUUAUGAUUCACACACAAAAAAAAACAAGAGGCUGGGCACACACACAUUACACCACUUGACAGCUUUGCUGCGAAUUUUUCCUCUACACCUGCAUACAAUGGACUGCAACUUUAAUCCAGAAGCAUCAACUGAAGAUCGACAAAAGAAACUGGCCAAUCUCUUGUCGUUUGUUCAGCAGCGAACACAUGAGAGGGAUGCCGAAACUAACAAUAACGACAAUGAAAAUUUAAAAAUCACGUCCUCGAGUCCUG